AUGUUUAGAUAUUUAAAGAACUUUCUUACAUUUGUAUAUUCUAUUAUUUUAUUAUGUGAAUAUUUAUCUUUUAUAAAACAUUGUAUUGCUAUGAAUCUUAGGAGUUAUAGAAAAAGCAGUCUCUAUAUAUUUAAUAACAUAGUGGAUGAUAAAAGAUGUUCUUUUCCUUCAUGUAGAAAAAAUUGUGUAAAUUAUAUAAAUAAAGAUAAUCAUUUAAAAAGGUUUAUUAAUAAAAUUAAUAAUAAGAACUGGUUACGAUAUGAAAAGAAAAAGAAAGAAAACUUAAAUAUAAAAGUGAAUAAUUCCAAAUGUGAUAAGGAAAGUAUGCAUAUGCUCAUCCCAAUGGAAAUACCUAUAAGAGAAAUGAAUAAAUAUAAAUCAAACGUGAUAGAAUAUGAUGAUAUUAAUAAAGAAAUAAAUGAAUGUAAAAAGAAAGAAAAAAAUAAUAUUAAACAAGGAAAUGAAAAAGGAAUAGAUAAUAAAAGUGUUUGUAAUCAUGUAAUAGAAAAGAAAGAUGUUACUAUGGAAGAUAGAAUAAAUAAUUGUUGUAAUGUAAAUAAUUACAAUAGUCGUCAAAAUAAAAAGGAUGAGCAUAAUUUAUGUAGUGAAGAAAAUGUAUCCGAUAUCGAUGACCUGAAAGAGAAGAAUAAAAAUACAAUAAACACGAAAAUAAAGAAAAGAACAAAAGAAAACACAAAAAAAAAAAUUGAAUCAAAUAUAAAUAAUAAUAAUAAUAAUAAAAAGAAUAAUAAUAAUGAUGAUGAUGAUGAUGAUGAUGAUGUAAAACGUACAAGAAGAGAGGAAGUUAGAAAAAAAUUAUCAGACUUAGCAAAAAUGAGAUGGCAAAAUGAAGAAGAAAGGAAAAAAUUAUUAAGAUCUAAAAAUAAAUUUAAACAUACAGAAAAAACCAAAAAAUUAUUAUCCUAUAAAAUAAAACUAAAAUGGACAGAUGAAAAUUAUAGAAAGAGAAUUAUAGAAAAGACAAGAAUUUUUAAUCAAGAUGAAAAUACAAAAAGAAGAAAAUCUAUUUUAUUAAAAGAGAAAUGGAAAAUGAAAGAUUUCAGAGAAAAAAUGUUAUGUAAUAGAAAGCCAUAUAGUAUUGAACGUAGACAAAAACUAUCAGAAAUUAUAAAACAAAAAUGGAGAGAGGAUGAAUAUAAGAAUAAAACAUUAACAGCUAUUAAAGAAAAUUACAAAAAAAGAAAAUUGCUAGUCGGAUUGAAUCCCAACUUUAAUUACAUUCAAAAUGUGAUGUUGUUUAGGCAG
Molecule: messenger RNA, 1266 nt
Organism: Plasmodium reichenowi
Lineage: Eukaryota; Apicomplexa; Aconoidasida; Haemosporida; Plasmodiidae
Exons: 1
Source: RefSeq, a predicted model, not a curated record